AUGUCCAGUUCGGAUACAAGUACUUCUCCUGUUCAUAUAGUCUUCCCCAACUUUUCUCAACAACCUGCCCAUAAAAUAGAACAAGGAAUCGAAAAUUUUCUGGAAAAUUUUAAGAAUCAUGUGUCCACAUUGGAUAGUCGCAUGAGUUUUGGUUCCGGUGACUCCUCUGGAUUUACUAGUUCUGUUCCAUCAACAAAUUCUGAAUAUGCAGCUACGUCUUUAGACAGCCCGGAUAAAGAUGGAUUAAUCUAUCGUGUCCCAGAUAAAACAGAAUGGAUUAAGAGACAAGGGAUUAUAGAUGAAAGUCGUAGGAUUAGUGAAUGGGCUUGGAGUCGGUUUCAACAUGAUGAUCAACCUGAUAUAUCUAGUGUUGGUAAACAAACACAAAACUCAGCUGCUUCAGAUUUUACCAGUGUCAUUUCUAACUCCAGUCGACAUAUAACUAAAACUUCUGUGAAUCGUACAAUUCCUAGGAAAAUGGUAUAUUAUGAGACUAAUUCAGGUGAUGUCAUGGCCACAGAGCCAACCUGUCCUUACAGUGUAUUAGAUGUAGCUAAUCUUCUUCAAACUAAAUUUGCUGUUUUAACAGGUGGUAAGGCUAAAAAUGGUGCUCCAAUAUUAAUAUUUGCUGAUAGACCUAAUGAACCAGAAGUACCAGAUGAAGAAUAUAAAAAACUCAUUACUUAUCUAUGCAGUAUAACUUUGUGA
Messenger RNA from Lottia gigantea (owl limpet), 708 nucleotides. RefSeq lists its product as hypothetical. NCBI's taxonomy places the organism in Eukaryota, Metazoa, Mollusca, Gastropoda, Lottiidae. The coding region runs from base 1 to 708 and encodes 235 amino acids. The transcript is spliced from 4 exons. The record is from RefSeq and is a predicted model, not a curated record. Gene Ontology annotation, molecular function: guanyl-nucleotide exchange factor activity. Gene Ontology annotation, cellular component: cytoplasm.